Molecule: messenger RNA, 1338 nt
Organism: Penicillium samsonianum
Lineage: Eukaryota; Fungi; Ascomycota; Eurotiomycetes; Eurotiales; Aspergillaceae
Product: MFS transporter
Exons: 5
Coding region: 1-1338 (445 amino acids)
Biological process (GO): transmembrane transport
Cellular component (GO): membrane
Molecular function (GO): transmembrane transporter activity
Source: RefSeq, a predicted model, not a curated record
AUGGCAACGACCUGUGUGAUUCAAAAAUCGCGCGAUGCGAGUCUUAUCGCUCUUGAGGCUUUGCCUCAUGGCCAGCCAGAUACAGGUUCACCUUUGGGCCCUGAAAGCUUUCCGCUGUUAGAGAAAUGGAACCAGCCUCGCGUCAAUAUUCAUCGAACCUUUGCGACGUUCUGGUCAUUCCUGGUCAUGGGUGCGAAUGACGCAGCCUAUGGUGCUCUAAUUCCAUAUCUGGAAUCAUACUACCAUCUAUCGUACACGAUCGUGUCUCUGGUUUUUUUGUCACCUCUAGUAGGCUAUACAGUCGCCGCUUUUCUCAAUCACCGCAUCCACUAUACGCUAGGUCAACGUGGUGUGGCCAUUAUCGGGCCAGCGUGCCAUCUCAUUGCCUAUGUUAUCAACUGCGUUCAUCCACCGUAUCCGGUACUAGUGGUCGCCUUCAUCUUCGCAGGGUUGGGAAAUGGCCUAGAGGAUGCUGCAUGGAAUGCAUGGAUUGGUAACAUGGCCAAUGCAAAUGAGGUGUUGGGAGUGUUGCAUGGGAUCUAUGGGGCCGGUGCAGUUAUGAGUCCGUUGGUCGCAACGUCAAUGAUUGCCAAGGGUGGUCUGCCGUGGUAUUACUUUUAUUACGUCAUGAUCGGAUGUGCGGCCAUCGAAUUGGUGGUCUCUGGCGCAUGCUUCUGGACAUCAACCGCCGCCGAUUUCCGCGCAUCCAAGGUACCAUCAGCAGACGAGAACAAAAAAGGCGGCUUGAGAGAUGCACUCUUCAAGCGCCCAGCUGCCCGGGUAACCUGGCUCUGCGCAUUGUUCUUGCUGGGAUACGUUGGAGUAGAGGUCGCGCUGGGAGGGUGGAUUGUUACUUUUAUGAUCCGAGUCCGGCAAGGUAGUGCUUUUGCUAGCGGUAUGACGGCCACUGGGUUCUGGUUGGGUAUCACGGUUGGACGGGUAAUUUUGGGGUUUGUGACGCCCCGGGUCGGCGAGAAAGUCGCAAUUUCGGUCUAUAUAGUUUUCUCCAUGGGGUUUGCUUUGGUUCUAUGGCUUGUGCCCCAGUUCUAUGCGUCGGCCGUGGCAGUGUCUUUGCAAGGCUUCUUUCUCGGCCCCCUUUUCCCCGGAGCAGUUGUAAUGGUUACCAAGCUUCUUCCUCGGCACCUGCAUGUCACCUCAAUAGGGUUUGUCGCUGCCUUUGGAGGUAGCGGGGCCGCAAUUCUCCCUUUUGCGGUCGGUGUGCUUGCACAAGCCAAGGGGGUGAAAGUAUUACAGCCAUUUAUCAUUGCCCUGUCCGGUGCGAUUCUAAUCACGUGGCUGGGAUUGCCGCGGGUGUCCAAGGUCAGACGCAAUGAAUAG